UGGCUGGCUGCCCACUGUUGCCAGCCUUUUUUAAAGCCGGUCAAAGCCAGGCCACCCACCCACUUCCACUACCCACCACCAUCUUCCUUCUCCUUCCUGUUUCUUCUUCCUCUGCGAGUCCUAAUUCCACCCAGAUUGGCCAAGGUAAGUUAAAGCAGAAAAAAGGGGUGGAAAAACAGAGGAAGGGGCGCUGGGUUUUCAUUAAAAGCUAUCUCUCCGGCGAGGAAGAAAGAGAUAACUGAAAGCGACUCGGCAUACAGUGACUCUCUCGGCGGUUGGUUGGAAGGAAGGAAGUCAUUUAUCCCGCCCCGCACCACUUCCACCAUUAAUGCCCUUCUUCUUCUUCUUCUUCAUCAAUUUGUCAUCCAUACUCUGUUUUUUCACCCUUUUUCCCUUUUGUGGGAAUUGGGUGGUGGCCUUGUUUUUUAUUUUUUGGGGAUUGAGAUUGAGUUGAGACAGCCUGGGAUGGCAUUAAAUGCCGAGAAGGAUUUGUUUAUUGGGAAGGGAACAGAGGUAGAAGAAGCAGCUUAGUCGUAGAAGAAGGAACAGAGUAACAACAACGGCUAACUGUAGAAAAACAGAGUAUUGUAGAAAACAAUUGCAUCGAUUGCAGAAUCAAAGCUCGUGAUUGGAGAGAGGGAGCUAAAUAAAGCCAGCUAAAGAAGAGCGUUCCCGCCGCCGGCGAAUGCGGCCAUGAGUAGUCGACUCUGUGAUUGAACGGCCGUCCAGAUUUUGUUUAAGUGUCUCUCUCUGCUGAAAUAUUGGGAUUGGUAUCUUUUUAUCUCUGAGCUGAAUGGAAGAAUGCCGGCGGGGUUUGCUCCGGUUGGUGCUACUGAUCUGGGUUUUGAUUCGCUGCGCGGCGGCGCAGCAGAGGAGUGUGUUGCUGAGCUCGCGGGUGGAAUGGAGGGCGCUGAUCGAUCUCCGGGGGUCUUUAGGGAUCCGAAGCUCCGACUGGCCGAUAAAAUCCGACCCGUGCGCGAAUUGGAAGGGAGUCCAGUGCGGCGGCGACGGCCGGGUCACCGGAAUCAACGUUUCCGGGUUCAGGAGGACCCGGGUCGGGCGUUUGAAUCCCGGGUUCUCCGUCGACGCCAUGGCGAAUUUCACUUCAUUGGAGGUUUUCAAUGCUUCGGGAUUCGCCCUCCCGGGCUCCAUCCCGGACUGGUUCGGGUCGCAAUUCGGGUCGUCGCUCCGAGUUCUUGAUCUCCGGGCGAGCUCAGUCACCGGCCCGAUUCCGGCGACGCUCGGUGAGUUAACUCAGCUCAAUGCUCUCUACCUCUCUGAAAAUCAGCUCGCCGGCGCCCUGCCAUCUACAUUGGGGCAGCUGAGUCGAAUGUCAAUUCUUGACCUCUCUAGGAAUCUGCUUACUGGGUCGAUCCCGUGGAGUUUGGCUUCACUCAGGAACUUGUCAAGUCUCAAUCUUUCUUCCAAUUACUUAUCCGGGUCGAUUCCACCCGGAUUCGGCAACAUUUCAAUGCUCAAGUCGUUAGAUUUAUCCGAUAACAGUCUCGCCGGUUCAAUCCCUGAUGAUUUUGGUGCAUUAUCUCAAUUGGUUGACCUUAAUCUCAGCAAGAACUCACUCUCUGGUUCAUUGCCUGAUGGAUUAUCCAAGCUAAACAACUUGCAGAAGAUGGUAAUUUCGAGCAACGAGCUAGAUGGUAGACUGCCUAGUGCAUUGUUUGCGUUGCCUGAUCUGCAGAUUGUGGAUGUCUCUGGGAAUAACUUCACAGGUGAUGUGCAGAGCAUUAGUUUCAAUGGCAAUGCAGCUGGUUCAGCCGCGUUGAAUCUAUCGAACAAUUUGUUGUAUGGAGCUCUAUCUUCUCAGUUCGAUAACUCUAGUUCCGUUGAUCUAUCUGGAAACUACAUCCAAGGAAAGGUGGUCAAUGGUGGAAGAACUCCAAGAAAUGUGGUUCUUAGCUUGAACUGCUUAGAAGCAGUUUCUGAUCAAAGGAGUUUGGAGGAUUGCAGGAUGUUUUACUCUCGGAGAGGGUUAUCUUUCGACGAUUUUGGAGCUCCAUUACCAUCACAAGAAUUCAAUCCCCGAAGAUCAAGAAGUAAGCAAUGGAUAUACAUCUUAGUAGGGGUGGUUGGCGCAAUAGGGUUCAUCUUGGUCCUGGCUAUUGUGAUGGUAUUGUUUCUCAGGAAGUUUGAUAGGAACAGAUCAAGCCCUAGAGGGAGUGCUAACGUUGGACCGGUUCCUGAAGGAGAUAAUAAUAAUGACCCUCCAUCAGUGGCGAAAGAUCUCGCUUUCAUUUCUGGUAUUGGUGAGUCAUUCCCAUAUGAACAGCUCAGCAACUUGACAAGUGACUUAGCAGACAAGAAUCUGAUCAAACAUGGUCACUCUGGAGAUCUAUUCCAAAGCCUCCUCGAAGGAGGCAGUCCGAUUGUUGUGAAGAGGAUCGAUUCUCGUUCUGCCAAGAAGGAAUUGGUGGAGCUGGAAUUUUUCAGCAAGUAUUCGCAUGCUAGAUUGGUGCCUCUUUUAGGGCAUUGUUUGGAGAAUGAGAAUGAGAAGUUUCUGGUGUACAAGUAUAUGGUGAAUGGAGAUUUGGCUAGCUCAUUGCACAAGGUUAGCAAUGUUGACGAAGAAGAUCGUUUGAAGUCAUUGGAUUGGAUCACAAGGUUGAAGAUAGCUACUGGAGCUGCUGAAGGGCUUUGUUACUUGCACCAUGAGUGUAAUCCUCCUGUUGUUCAUAGGGAUGUUCAAGCAAGUAGCAUUCUUCUUGACGACAAGUUCGAAGUUCGACUUGGAAGCUUAAGUUCGGUCCACGUCCAGGAAGGCCCAGAAUCACACCACAACAAGAUCAUCACAAGGUUCUUGAGAAAACAACUAUCAUCCGAAGCUGGAGGCUCUAGAGGAGGAUUAAUGGCGACCUGUGCACACGACGUCUACUGCUUCGGUAAGGUCCUCCUUGAGCUAGUAACAGGCAAGCUCGGAAUCAGCAACAAAUCGGAUGAUGCCACGAUUCGAGAUUGGCUCGACCAAACGCUCCCUUACAUCAGCAUCUAUGACAAAGAGCUGGUGACCAAGAUCGUCGAUCCAUCAAUGAUGGUUGAUGAGGACUUGCUCGAAGAGGUUUGGGCCAUGGCCAUCAUUGCCAGGUCAUGUUUGAAUCCCAAGCCUUCCAAACGUCCUCCCAUGAAGUACAUUCUGAAAGCAUUGGAGAACCCUAUGAAAGUAGUAAGGGCAGACAGCUAUGGUUCAGGGCGGCUCAGAACGACAUCCUCGAGGAGGUCGUCGUGGAGCAGUGCUUUCUUUGGGAGCUGGCGGCAUAGCUCCUCGGAGAAUGCCGUAGCAGUUGGUGGAUCAAAGCAGCCGGUGAGAAUAGGAUCUCAUAACAGCGGUAGGAUUGGGUACAGUAAGAGACUGUCGAACGAGAUAUUCCCCGAGCCACUCGAGAUUCAAGACAUAGAGCGACAAGAGCCAGAUUACGAGCAUUGAAAGUGGAUUGCUAGAACAGUUUUGACAAAGCGUACUGAUCAAUCAAUCACCAUUGUUCCGAGAUUCUUUAGAUUUUUUAAGAGCUUGUUUAUGGUUUUUCAGAAACAGGCUGCAAAUUCUUUCCACCUCCCACCACUGUAAUUGAUCACUUUUCCCUAAUGCAUAGCUUGCAAGUAUUGAAAUCAAAAUGUGUAUUUGUUCUACAAAAUCUGUUCUUUCCCUCUUGACAAAUCCAAAGUACAUGAAAGAGACAAACAAAGAAGUACAAAGAGGGUUAUUGAUAACACCAGACCGAUUCCUUUCGAAAGUUUUCAAGAGGAGGUCUUCAUCGCCAUCUCUGGGCAAGCAGAGCUUCCAUCGGCGUAAACAGGGUGGAGAUCAUAGCCUUCUUUGGGGACAAUGUGAACCCAUUUACGGCCACUGAGCUUGUGAGUCUCGAACUUGACAUUUCCUUCCUUCAAUGCAAACAGAGUGUGAUCUCUUCCAAUUCCGACGUAAUUUCCAGGAUGAAAUCGUGUCCCUCGCUGACGAACUAUGAUGUUCCCUGGAAUCACCCUCUGCAAUCAAAAUGGAAAACCCUCAUUCUCCGUCACAAGAUUGAAUCUUUCUAUAUUUCAGUAAAGCAAGUUCACAACAACUAACCUCCCCACCGAAUUUCUUAACUCCCAAGUUCUUGGGCUUGGAGUCCCGUCCGUUCUUCGUGGAUCCAGCUGUUUUCUUUGUAGCCCAUCGACGGAACAUCACGUUCAGGCC
Messenger RNA from Linum tenue, 4189 nucleotides. Lineage: Eukaryota; Viridiplantae; Streptophyta; Magnoliopsida; Malpighiales; Linaceae. The record is from the annotation of a GenBank genome assembly.